GGAGGAUAGAGGACCCAGACAGGCCUGACUCAGCCAGGUUAACGGACCGAGCUGCCGAUCAGAAGGAAGGUGUUGAUCCAGGAGGGCAGGGUGGAAAGGGACUUCGAUGGUCUUCUGCCUUUUCACAGAGAGAACGGGUCAUUGUUAUUGAACCAGCAUCCCGGCAAACUUCUAGGACUUCCUAGCUGGGGCUUCCAGUCAAGCUCAGAAUGAGGUCCCAGGGUGGGCGCAGAAGAACCGCCCCUGGCCGGGCGGAGCUGGACACCUCCUUCCCGCAGCGCUCUCAGGUGACAGGCCUGCGGGUCACUGCCCCGCCCCGCCGCGUAUUCAGGGAGGUCCGACCCGUGGCUCAGAGAGCAGUCCCUGCUGCCGGUGCGUCCGUGAACCCCGCAUCCUUGCUCCAGAACCCGCCACUCGCCAUGAUCCUCGCUCCCGCGCCCCGCAGCUUGGUCGUUCUCCUCCAGGUGCUGGGACUUGCCCUGGCUCAGAUCAGAGGUCCACCGGGAGAGCCGGGUCCUCCAGGGCCACCAGGGCCACCAGGAGUGCCUGGUUCUGAUGGCAUCGACGGCGACAAGGGACCUCCAGGAAAAGUUGGUCCUCUGGGAUCCAAAGGAGAGCCUGGCAAACCCGGGCCAGACGGGCCAGAUGGGAAGCCGGGCGUGGAUGGUUUAAUGGGAGCCAAGGGAGAGCCCGGCCCCAUGGGAACCCCUGGAGUCAAGGGUCAGCCUGGGCUCCCAGGACCCCCUGGCCUGCCGGGUCCCGGUUUUGCUGGUCCUCCCGGACCACCUGGACCCGUGGGCCUCCCCGGUGAGAUUGGAACCCCAGGCCCCAAGGGGGAUCCAGGACCAGAGGGACCAUCAGGACCCCCAGGACCCCCUGGGAAACCGGGCCGACCAGGAACCAUCCAGGGCCUGGAAGGGAGUGCAGAUUUCCUGUGUCCAACCAACUGUCCUGCUGGUGUGAAAGGACCCCAGGGGCUGCAAGGAGUGAAGGGGCAUCCAGGCAAGCGGGGGAUUCUGGGUGAUCCUGGUCGCCAAGGGAAGCCAGGCCCCAAGGGAGAUGUGGGUGCCUCUGGAGAGCAAGGCAUCCCUGGACCACCGGGUCCCCAGGGCGUCAGGGGCUACCCAGGCAUGGCAGGACCUAAGGGGGAGAUGGGUCCUCGUGGCUAUAAAGGCAUGGUGGGCUCAAUCGGAGCUGCUGGGCCACCGGGUGAAGAAGGCCCAAGGGGGCCACCAGGCCGAGUUGGUGAGAAGGGGGAUGUGGGGAGCCAAGGUGUCCGAGGACCCCAGGGGCUAACAGGCCCAAAGGGAACAACGGGUCCUCCAGGCAUUGAUGGCAAGGAUGGGACCCCGGGCAUACCUGGCAUGAAGGGCAGUGCAGGACAAGUGGGGCGGCCAGGAAAGCCAGGCCACCAAGGCUUAGCCGGUGUGCCUGGUCAGCCUGGAACAAAAGGAGGCCCUGGAGACAAGGGUGAGCCAGGCCAGCAAGGCUUCCCUGGAAUCUCUGGUCCUCCUGGGAAAGAAGGAGAGCCAGGGCCUCGAGGAGAAAUUGGUCCACAGGGCAUCAUGGGACAGAAGGGCGACCAGGGUGAGAGGGGACCAGUAGGGCAGCCAGGCCCUCAAGGACGACAGGGCCCCAAGGGAGAGCAGGGGCCCCCAGGAAUUCCAGGACCCCAAGGUUUGCCAGGCAUCAAAGGAGAUAAGGGCUCCCCCGGGAAGACCGGGCCCCGAGGCGGAGUGGGUGACCCGGGGGUGGCCGGCCUCCCGGGUGAGAAAGGAGAGAAGGGCCAGUCGGGAGAGCCAGGGCCCAAGGGACAGCAAGGAGUCCGUGGAGAGCCAGGAUACCCUGGCCCCAGCGGGGAUGCGGGAGCUCCAGGUGUGCAGGGCUACCCCGGGCUUCCCGGACCCCGAGGACUGGUGGGAGAUCGAGGCGUGCCAGGACAACCUGGGAGACAAGGAGUAGUGGGCCGAGCUGCCAGUGACCAGCACAUCGUGGACGUGGUGUUGAAGAUGAUUCAAGAGCAACUGGCAGAGGUAGCUGUGAGUGCCAAGCGGGAAGCCCUGGGUGCAGCCGGAAUGGUCGGUCUUCCAGGGCCUCCUGGGCCUCCUGGAUAUCCAGGCAAACAGGGACCCCAUGGGCAUCCUGGCCCCCGAGGCAUUCCUGGCAUCGUGGGAGCAGUGGGUCAAAUUGGCAACACUGGGCCCAAGGGAAAGCGUGGAGAGAAAGGCGAUCAAGGAGAAAUUGGACGCGGGCACCCCGGUAUGCCGGGGCCCCCAGGAAUCCCAGGUCUUCCCGGCCGGCCUGGCCAGGCAAUCAAUGGCAAGGAUGGAGACCGAGGAUCCCCAGGGGCUCCAGGAGAGGCUGGCCGACCUGGCCGGCCAGGCCCAGUGGGGCUGCCUGGCUUUUGUGAGCCUGCCGCCUGCCUGGGGGCUUCAGCCUAUGCCUCUGCUCGCCUCACAGAGCCUGGGUCCAUUAAGGGGCCGUGAGCAAGCAGCAUAGUCAGAGCCUAUUAGCAUCCUGGGUCCCAUCUAGGCAGACAUGCAUCCCAGCUCCAGCCCAGGAGGCUAGAUUUCUCAGGCCCUUGUCUGAAACCCAGGGGUUCUGAAGACAUGUUCAGUGAGGGAGGGGCUGGAGAGGGAGCACUGGAGUAAAGGGGAGGCCAGCAAAGCCAUUGGAGAGCCUCCACUCUCGAGGGAACAGAGUGGUUUUUCUUCCCGGAGUACCAACUGUUCCUCAUCCAUACCCUCUGCACUGUCCAUCCCACCCUCCGGGCAUGCAGACUGAGGCCUCUGAUGGUCCUCAUCCCAUUCUUACUGUCUGGACUUAUUUCUACUGGGUGUCUGCUGAGGGUGAGGACCCUGAGUUGGCAAUCCUUAGGCCAGCCCCACUAUUGCCUUUCUGCCUCCCAUCCGAGUAUUUAAACACCCACUCCCUUGUUUCUGCACCGCUACUUCCCAGCCCCCUUUGCUCAUACUCACUCUGGCCUUUGUGUAAAUAAAUGUUCCCAACUUGGUUACAAA
Molecule: messenger RNA, 3020 nt
Organism: Mesocricetus auratus (golden hamster)
Lineage: Eukaryota; Metazoa; Chordata; Mammalia; Rodentia; Cricetidae
Gene: Col9a2
Product: collagen type IX alpha 2 chain
Exons: 32
Coding region: 210-2486 (758 amino acids)
Source: RefSeq, a predicted model, not a curated record